GGUAGCAGUGUUGACAUCAUCGCCUCACAGAUGGCAUGAGGCGGCUCUCAUCUCUUCUACUCCGCAGUCUGGCUCUCUCCUCCUCAUCACUCCGGUCUCUCCUCUACCUCAGUCGAGCUCUCUCCUCCACACAGUUCUUCAGCGCCAGGAUGCCCUUCUACGCCGUCGCCAGGGGCAAUACCCCGGGGGUGUACGAGUCCUGGUCUGAGUGUCAAAAACAGAUACAAGGUUACAAAUGCGCUCGUUACAAAAAGUUUGCCACCAUGGACGAAGCUAACGAAUUUAUCCAAGAAAAUUCUCUUACAAAUCCAGUUGUAGAUCGUCGGGAGAAACAAGUAGCAGACACUGCGAAAGAAAGUACUGAAAAGAAGGCCCCAGAGGAGAGUUCAGCGGAAGCUAGCCCUGACAAGAGGAAGCACGACGAUGAUGAUUCGGAUGAAGAAGCUGAAGGACAAACGGCUGUCAAAAAACUAAACACGGGUGAUUCUACCGAUGACAAGACAAAGUUUUCCACUGACAGCGAAGAUUAUCUCAUUGUUUAUACCGAUGGAUCGUGUGAAUUCAAUGGAAGAAAUGGCGCCAAGGCUGGUAUUGGUGUGUACUUUGGACCAAAUCACCCUCUUAAUGUGAGUGAGCCUGUUAAGGGAAGAGCAACCAACAACACGGCAGAAAUUCAGGCUGCUACGUAUGCCUUGGAGUUGUCUAAAGCUUCAGGAUUCAGUAAAGUGGCAGUGCAUACAGACUCUCAGUUCAUGAUUAACUGCAUGACCUCUUGGUUAAAGAACUGGAAGAAAAAGAAUUGGGUGAAAAGUGAUGGAGAACCAGUAAAGAAUAAAGAGGACCUCAUUACUCUAGAUGCAGCCACUGAAGGAUUGGCUGUUAAAUGGGUACAUGUUAAAGGUCAUAUAGGUCACGAAGGCAAUGAAAUGGCUGACAAACUGGCCAGACAGGGUGCAAAGCUGUACAAGGCUGAGGAGGCUGAUGAUCCAUGAAUUCUAAAUGCCAAUUUUAAGAAUAUGCUAUAAAUGCCCUGCCUUUCAAGGCAUUCAUAUCUUGUGUACUUAAUUAUUGACAUACUGUACGUUGAAUGGAGAAUUUUUCAAUGCGAAAGAUAAAAAUUACUUUUGAUAAUUUUUAUUUACACAACUGCAUACAUAGGUUUAAUUUCUGUUCGGCUGUACAUGAUAAAAUCUAAAGAAAAUGUCCAAAGACCUAAUUUUCCUUUUUUCUGACUAUCAUACAAUAAGACAUCAUUCAUGCAGACUUCAUCCUGUAUGUUUACUUAACGAUAAUUUAUACAAAUUGUAACUACCCAAUGAUCUGAUUUAUUUCUUGAGGGGGAGAAAAAUGGAUAUUUGGUGUGAUUAUUUUUUCCAAAUGACUUUGGAAACUUACAAAUUUUAUAUUUUUUCAUAUACAGUAUACACUUUAUAUAGUUAAUGCUGUAUUGUUAUUUCACAUGUAUCCUGUGUGAACCUUCUCAGGAUACUGGCUAUUUUCAUAUUUGUGUAAUAAAUUAUAUCUAGA
Messenger RNA from Procambarus clarkii (red swamp crayfish), 1527 nucleotides. RefSeq names its product ribonuclease H1. Gene Ontology annotation, molecular function: magnesium ion binding; RNA-DNA hybrid ribonuclease activity; nucleic acid binding. Gene Ontology annotation, biological process: DNA replication, removal of RNA primer. Lineage: Eukaryota; Metazoa; Arthropoda; Malacostraca; Decapoda; Cambaridae. The record is from RefSeq and is a predicted model, not a curated record.